AACCGGAAGUAGCCUGUCGCUCCUUUACUUCGCUUCCCAUCUCUAUGGUUCUUCCGCCUUGGUGGAUUCUUUUUCUCCCAUCGUGCUUUGCGCUUCCUUUUCGGUCUGGCCCUGGGAAGGGAGGAUGGCGCCCGCAAAGAAAGGUGGCGAAAAAAAGAAAGGACGGUCAGCUAUCAAUGAGGUGGUUACACGGGAAUAUACUAUAAACAUUCACAAACGGAUCCAUGGCGUGGGCUUCAAAAAGCGGGCUCCCCGUGCUCUCAAGGAGAUCCGUAAAUUUGCAAUGAAGGAGAUGGGGACUCCUGAUGUACGCAUUGACACUCGUUUGAACAAAGCUGUCUGGGCAAAAGGAGUAAGGAAUGUUCCUUAUCGUAUCCGCGUGCGUUUAUCUCGAAAACGCAAUGAAGAUGAAGAUUCACCCAACAAACUGUACACAUUGGUUACUUAUGUGCCAGUUACCACUUUCAAAAGUCUACAGACUGUCAAUGUGGAUGAAAACUAAAUUUUUAUUACAAUAAAAAUUAUAAAAGUGAUACUAA
Molecule: messenger RNA, 539 nt
Organism: Sceloporus undulatus (fence lizard)
Lineage: Eukaryota; Metazoa; Chordata; Lepidosauria; Squamata; Phrynosomatidae
Gene: RPL31
Product: ribosomal protein L31
Exons: 5
Coding region: 125-502 (125 amino acids)
Biological process (GO): cytoplasmic translation
Cellular component (GO): ribosome; cytosolic large ribosomal subunit
Molecular function (GO): structural constituent of ribosome
Source: RefSeq, a predicted model, not a curated record